AUGACAGAACUGAGACGCGAGUUCUGGAACACAGACAAAAAGGAUCAAUUUCCUCGACCUGUAUUUCGUAUUUGUGUACUUUAUGUUGAUGAAGAGAUUUCAGUUCAAAGACAAAUAGCAAGAGGUAAAAUGAUUCGUGAACAUAACAUGAAUGUAAAGAAAACUGGGCAAGGUGAAAUUUGGCCUGAGCGUGUAACAGAUAACGAUGAAAAUUUAAUUCGUGAAAGAUAUGCGAUAUUUAAAGCACAUUAUGGUUCACUCUUAAAACUAUCCAAAAUGUUUCCUUUUCACCUGAUCAAUGCAACAGAUACUAUUAGAAAUGUGUUACAGAUUAUAUUAAAAGAGUUUGAAUAUCAAUCUUCACUAGAAUUAGAUUCAGAGACUUAUGAUUCAAUUUCUCAUAUUCCUGUUGCAUCACAGAUUGGAAUUCAUGCUCGUCAAGUAAACUAA
Cokeromyces recurvatus is the source of this 450-nucleotide messenger RNA. RefSeq lists its product as uncharacterized. The record is from RefSeq and is a predicted model, not a curated record. The transcript has 4 exons. Lineage: Eukaryota; Fungi; Mucoromycota; Mucoromycetes; Mucorales; Mucoraceae. Bases 1 to 450 code for a protein of 149 amino acids.